AUGGCGGCGGCCGGAGCCGAGGCCCCGAGAGGUGAGGCUGGAGCUCAGUGUCACCGGCCGCCAGGUCCGCCCCCGAGGCAGAAGCCCAGCCGGACGGCAAUGUGGGCUGGACGCCUCCGCGCGGACACCCCGAGCGCGGUACCCUCGCGGCCGGCUACGGACCUGGGACACGGCUGCUCCGUGCGAGCGUGGGUCCAAGUCCCGCGGGCCCGGGUCCUGGGUGGCGUGUGUGCACGCGCCGCCUCUUUCAAGGCCUGGUGUGUGCCUUGCCUAGUUUCACUUGAUACUCUUCAGGAAUUAUGUAGAAAAGAAAAGCUCACAUGUAAAUCGAUUGGAAUCACCAAAAGGAAUCUAAACAAUUAUGAGGUGGAGUACUUGUGUGACUACAAGGUAGUAAAGGAUGUAGAAUAUUACCUUGUAAAAUGGAAAGGAUGGCCAGAGUCUACGAAUACUUGGGAGCCCUUGAGCAACCUCAGGUGUCCACAACUGCUGCAGCAGUUCUCCAGUGACAAGAAUAGUUUUUUAUCUCGGGUAAAGAAAGGGAAGGCAGUCACUCCAAAAAACAGUAGGAAAUCCUUGCCACCUGCUGUCGCUGAGUACAUUGUAAAGAAAGCCAAGCAAAGAAUAGCUCUCCAGAGAUGGCAAGAUUACCUCAACAGAAGAAAGAACCACAAAGGGAUGAUAUUUGUUGAAAAUACUGUUGACUUGGAGGGCCCACCCUUAGACUUUUACUACAUUAACGAAUACAGGCCAGCUCCAGGAAUCACCAUAAACAAUGAAGCUACCUUCGGAUGUUCAUGUACAGACUGCUUCAUGGGAAAGUGUUGUCCUGUUGAGGCUGGAGUUGUUUUGGCUUAUAAUAAGAACCAACAAAUUAAAAUCAAACCUGGCACUCCCAUCUACGAAUGUAACUCAAGGUGUCGAUGUGGACCUGACUGUCCCAAUAGGAUUGUACAAAAAGGCACACAGUAUUCACUGUGCAUCUUUAGAACGAGCAAUGGCUGCGGCUGGGGUGUAAAAACCCUUGUGAAGAUUAAAAGAAUGAGUUUUGUCAUGGAAUAUGUUGGAGAGGUGAUCACAAGUGAAGAGGCUGAGAAGCGUGGACAGUUAUAUGACAACCAAGGAAUCACCUAUCUUUUUGAUCUGGACUAUGAAUCUGAUGAAUUCACAGUGGAUGCAGCGCGAUAUGGAAAUGUGUCCCAUUUUGUGAAUCAUAGUUGUGACCCAAACCUUCAGGUGUUCAGUGUCUUCAUCGAGAACCUCGAUACUCGGCUUCCCAGGAUAGCACUGUUUUCCACGAGAACCAUAAAAGCUGGAGAGGAGCUGACUUUUGAUUAUCAAAUGAAAGGUUGUGGAGAAUUGUCUUCAGAUUCUGUGGACCACAGCCCUGCCAAAAAAAGGGUCAGAACUGAAUGUAAAUGUGGGGCUGAGACUUGCAGAGGUUACCUCAAUUGAAACUUCAGGAAAUGGAGCACAGGAUUGUGUUUUGCUCUAAGAACUGAAAAAGUAUUUUCUAUUAUCAAGAUUAUAUGUAUGUUAAUGUACAACUUGUGUCUCAAGAUAUUUGCAAAGUACAUUACUGUUGCUUUUGAAGAGAACUGCAGGGGCUGGCCACAUAAACAGAAUAUAUUUGGUGGUUACAUACUAAACAUGGAAAGUGAACUACUUCUUAAUAGGCAAGUAUCCCCUUUAGUGUCUGAAAAGCAAUGAGGCAAUGGCUGUUGAUAUAAAACCUUUUACCGUGACUCAAAUAGAUAAUUCAGUUUAGGCAAAUGUACAAAUUUUAUUUUAUUUUUUUUACUAUAUUGUUCCUGCUUAAUAUUCACUGAUCUUGUAUUUGAAACAAGUAAGCGGCACUGAAUUUUCUUACUGUAUUUUCUACUUUUACAUUAAAACAUCAACAUGUUAAUGAUAUAUUUCAGGUAUAAAAAGAAAUGUGAGAGAUACUCUUUUAGCUUGAUCUCAUUCUAAAGCAAUAGAGACCAUUACAAAGACUGUAUGUCUGAACCUGAAAGUCUUUGAUUUUUAAUCCUGCUGAAGAAAAAUCUUGAAUCACCUUCUCUGUCCAUAGUGGCUGGCCAUUAUGCUUCUUUGCAAGGACAUAGCAGUGUGGCUAAGAGGACCUGCUGGGAGUGCCAGGCAGGGCAAAUGAGUACAGAAGGAGCCACAGCGUGAACCGACGUCACACUGAGUAACUCUCCUCUGAACAGAAGAGCAACAGCCUCGGAGAGCACUUGUCCCUAAUGGCAGUGUAAUUCACAUCACAUUACUGCUACUGCCAGGCAGUUUUAAUAGUUCCUUUCCACUAAAUUUAAUUAUUUUUGCAUUUUCUGUAUGUCCUUGAAAAAUAACCUAUAUUUGAACAGAUAUUGUUUUAUACAAGAAUUUUUAAAUGGAUAAUACUGACUUUGGCCAAAGUUAUGUCUUAUUGAACUUUUAUUAAUCUGUGGGGAUUAGAUGGGAUUUUCCCAUGUAUAAAACACAAUAAAGAAAAAACUUACUUUCAUCUUUUUGGGUCUGGGAAUUCUAACCAUGGUGUCCAGUGUGAAGACCAAAAAAGAAAAAAAGAAAGAAAUGGCAGCAAAUAAUCCUUUCAGUGUCCUGAUUAAGAUUUACCUAAGCUCACUGCUCCGGGCCUUAAUAGGCUGUAAUAAGCUCAAGUAAAAUGAACUGAAUCCAGGAAUUCAGCACUUCCUUUAUCUUCUCUUAACCUGUUUUGGGAGAAGCUACAAUGUUAUUCAGAAUAUUGCCUUCACAAGGCUACUUGUUCACAAUACAUAGAAUACACUGUUUGCAUAUUUGAGAUCUCAUUCUGUUUGCUACCCAGAAUUUUCAGAAUGUGUCAAGAAAAUAUAUAUAUAUAUUUUUUAAAUUGUAUUUUUUUUUUUUGGUUUUUCUUUGAGAAUCUUAAACGCAUUCUAGGUGUGGUUUUCUUCUCCCUGAAUACCAAACUCACUUUGAAGUAUUCUCAGGUUUAAAGACCAGAUUUUUUUAAAAAAAAAAAAAUUCAGUGUUUUGAUUUCCAAGAUAUUUGGUCUUAUUUAAAUUCAGGUUAAAAGAAAAGAGAGGACAGAGGGGAAAGGAUUAUGUUUAAUAAACAUGUGGCUUUGUUUUGUCUUUACUAAUAGAAAUUUAAUGGGUCCUGAUUUUGUGGGUUGGGGGUAGGUCUUGAAGUAGGGUAGCGUGUGGCUCAGGCUAGCCCUGAAUUUUCUGUGAAGCUGGAGAUUAUCUUGAACUAUUACUCGCCUUCCUCUACCUCCUGCUGCUGAGAUUACAGGCAUGUGCCACCAUGCCCAGUUUAAGAUUUUUACCUUUAAAAAAAGACAAGUACACAGAAGUCCCACACGUGUAAUGUACUGCGCUUCUAUUCACACUGCUCCAUUACCUUUUUGCCCCCACCAUUCCUCCACUGUCUUCCUUUUAUACCUUUACCUUGUGAUAGCUGUUUAUCUAAAAAGAGAUGUGUGUAUGUAGACACACUCGCGGUUGUGAUAAAGGUCAUCAGUUCAUCUCCAGCUUGGUUCCUUCAAUUCACAUGUCCUGAGUGUAUAGUGGCUUCAGCAACAGGAACUUGGAAAUAGUCCUGACAGGAAGUUAAGCAGGAGCAGAGACUGAACUCUGCUCACUGGCUUUCUUACACAGCCCAGGCACAUGGGCCUAGGGAUGGGAUUGCCCACAGCCUUUAAGAAAAUCCUCCACAUGCCACAGGCCAAUUUGAUGGACACAGUUCCUUAAUUGAGGUUCCCUCUUCCAAGGUGACCCCAGGUUUCUCAGGUUGACAGCGGAAGCAAACUAUGAUAAUGUAUUUUGCAUAUUUGACUCUUCGCUAAAGUCAAUGUGGCUAGCCACUAGAUUUCUUGAUGUAUCUUGGCACUUUAAAGCUCUUUAACCUUCGAUACUAUAUAACCUUUGAAAAUGAAGUCAGCACCACACUUCUGUUUUGAUGCUGUUGGUAAUGAGGUCUCAUCAUACAGCAUCAUAGAGUGCUCAAGAGCCCUGACACUGGAAGCCCCCGUUGCUAGUGUCUGAGUCCUGGCUUUAUUGCUUACUAGCUUUGUGAACUAAUCUGUGUGCCUUAGUCUCAUGUCUACCUCAAAGUGUGGCUUCACAGAUUAAAGCUUUAUAAAGUGGUUUUAUCACAGAAUAAACACCAUAUAUAAAUGUUUCCUAUUGUUAUUCUGUAUUCAGAACAUAACCUGUAAAAACUGAUCAUGUAGAUUGAUCUAAAUCUACUCUUUUGUUCUUAGCUCUCUAACUCCUUCAGCCAGUGUUUGCACCAGGCUUAAGACCUAAAACAUGAACAUUACAGUUAUAAAAUAUUAGCCAUACAUUCAGAACAAUGGUGGCAUGUUUUGAAUGCUUACUUUGGAUCAGCCCAAAUCUUGGGCUGAGAUUUAUGGCUCAGAUAAAAAACAAAACAAAAAUAAAGUUAAAGUAUUAGUGAAUAUAUUCAAAUGCAUAGUUAUAUAUACAUAUAUUCUAAGUCAUAUACCCACUAGGUUGGGACUAGUAGUAAUUCCUGAUCUAAUUGCCAUGUAGCACAGUGAUGAUCUGUGACAUUCAGUUUAAUCUGCACAUUGUGAGACUCCAUUUAAGCUUAUUUUAAGUGGUAUGCCUAUAUAUAUCUUUUUUCUUGACUUGUAAAAUGUCAGCAUAGUAAAGUGCUUAUGAAGAUGUUUAUAAAGACUUAUUAAAUUCAUAUACAUCAAUACAAAAGCAUUGUACUUUAAGGCAAUUUCACAAUUCACAGAGCAUAUAUAUGUUAGCCAUUCUAAGCAUUUUCCUUUACAUUGUAAUUUUGUAGUUUCAGUUGUAUCAUUGUAUUUACCUUUGUAUUUACUAAGACAGUUCUUGAUAAGUUGCCCAGGCUUGACCUCCUGUCUCAGCCUCCAGAACAGUGAGAACACAGCCUUGCCUAGCUCACUGGUGAUUUGUAAGAUUUUUAUUUUAUGUGUGAUUUGCCUGCCUGUAUGUACACACACCACAUGUGUGCCUGGGUCCUCCAGGAUAGAGUUACAAUUUUGAGCCACCAUGUAAGUGUUGGAAAUAGCAAGUGUUUUGCUGAGCCAUCUCUCCAGCCCUGCCUCUGUGCUUGCUAUCAGUUUACUUUAAUAGGGCCGCCUUUUCUUCUAGACUGCUUGUCAUGAUUUAGGAUACAGUGUAUCUUGGUGGAAUGGUCUGCACAUACUUGAAGAGAUGUAUUCUGCUGUGAAGUAAAAGUUUUAUCAGAUCUAGUUAUCUGGUGGUGGUCAGUUUUUGUAUUUUGUAUACUGAUUUAAUGUAUAUAUACCAUUUUCUCUAAGAGAAGCAUGUUAAAAUUUUUAUAUUUGUGCAUAUUAUCUGGUCUCUUUUCUGGAGGGCAGUACUGGUGAUUGAACCUAGGACUUCAUACAUGCUAGGCAAGAGCUCUAUCAUUCCAUUGUCUUGGUGAGUUAGACAAUUUGUCUAGGACAGUAUCUGCUCUUAUUAUAGUCUCUCUGGCUUCAUACUUACAUUGUCCUUUUACUUUUAACUUUACAUCACUUGAAUUGCGCUGUAAACAGCAUAGUUGACUUAUAUUUUUCCCUGAGUCUGUGUUUUUAUGAAUCUCUUUACAUCAUUUGUAUUUAUUGUGAGGAUUAAUGUGUUUAGAUUUAGUUCUACAAUCUCAUGCAACACUGGUUUUGACCCUGUCAUUUGAGCAUACUUUAGUAUUCCAU
Microtus ochrogaster (prairie vole) is the source of this 5699-nucleotide messenger RNA. RefSeq names its product SUV39H2 histone lysine methyltransferase (gene Suv39h2). NCBI's taxonomy places the organism in Eukaryota, Metazoa, Chordata, Mammalia, Rodentia, Cricetidae. Gene Ontology annotation, cellular component: nucleus. Gene Ontology annotation, molecular function: protein binding; histone H3K9 methyltransferase activity; zinc ion binding. The record is from RefSeq and is a predicted model, not a curated record.